AUAGUUACGAUCACUUCCGGUGCUGUCGAAAGAGAUCCAAAGCACUGGCAUAGGAGUUUUGAUUGACAGCAAUGAUACAUUUAGUUCAAAUUCGUGACAAAUCAUGAAAAUUCAACACUUCUGUGACAUUUGCAUUUGUCUUACCAUGAUGUCAUUGUACAUUUAGUUGAAAAGAAAUAAUGGACAGACAGAUGCAAUCACACUUUACAGCCACCCUCAGCCAUAGCUUUAGUAUGCCUAGCUUGGCUGAGGGCAGUGAACCUAUUUCUGAAGUGGAGGAAAUCAAUGAGAUUAAAUCACUUCGGGAAAUGGGAGACCAAGCUAUGCAAUUACAAGACUUUACUGUAGCCAUAAAACGUUACAAUGAAGCUUUGGAAAUUGAUGAUAAAAACAUGGAGGUUUUAUUUGCAAGAACUAAAGCUUUUCUAGACAUGGGAGAUAACUCUAUGGCAUUGAAGGAUGCAGAGAAUUCAAUAAACAUAGAACCUGACAACCCAGAGGCAUACAGACUUUAUGGCUUGACUUUAUGCCAAGUUAACAAUUAUAGAGAUGCUGUCUCAGCAUUUUUGACUGCACUUGACCUUGACCCUGACAAUGCUGAUGACCUAACAGACCACAUUGCAGAAGUUGCUGAACAUAUAUGUCAUAUUCCAAAAGAUGUUUUAGAAAAACUAGAAGAAAUGGACAGUUACAAAAAGUUAAGUGAAAUUGGUGUACAUCUUUUCCAAGCUAAAAGAUAUGACUUCUGUAUAACGAUUUUGGAAGCAGCUCAGAAGUUUCAAACAAAUCAGAAAGGAAUAACAAUGAGGAUUUUAUUGACUUUAGCCAAUGCCCACUCUGCUUGUAAACAUAAUGAACAGGCCAUUUCUAUAUACCAGGAAUGUCUGUCCACUGCAAUUGCCACUCAUGAACAAAUAUACCAGACAAAGUCGCUGGUGAACAUUGCAACUCUUUAUCUGGAAAACAGAGACACUCAUCAGGCUAUAGUAUUCUAUGAAAAAUUAUUACAAUUAGAGGCGGAGCUUGAAGAGGAGGCUGGGUCACAGAGAGAACUCCCAGAUUUCUGGACAAAAGAACUCCAGUGUGGUUUGCGUCUCAAUCUAAGUAUUGCUUAUAAAACAAUCGGACAGAUGCAUCAUGCAGAACAUCAUGCCAGAAAGUAUAUAUCCUUGUUAGAACAAUUUAAACUUGAAGGUCGAAUAAAAUCAGAGUCAUACCACAAUACAGGCAUGUUGAAUGAAAUCCUUGGAAACUAUGAUGAAGCUAUGAAAAACUAUAAUUUGUAUUUACAAUCUUCUAAACGCAAUAAAGAUCGAAAAGGAAUGGCCCAGGCUUAUGGAUGUUUAGGUAGUGUUUAUGGCGCAUUGAGAAACUGGAAGCUGUGUAUAACAUAUCAUGAGCAGUAUAUAUCCAUGGCAAAGCGUUUUAAAGACACAAAGAUGACUGUUAUGGCAUGUGAGAUGUUAGCUGACACAUACCUCAUGAAGGAAGAUUAUGAAAAGGCCAUUGAAGUGUAUGAGCAGAUGCUGAAUGCUGCCAUUCGAACAGACUACAGAAGCAGAGCUACAGCUUUAUGUAAAACUGGCAAUGUUUACAGAGAGAUGAAAAGAUAUCAGCAUAGUUUAUUUUUCUAUGAACAAGCAUAUGAUCUUGCUGAUGAUAUGGAAUAUUAUGAUAUACUUAAAAUAUGUCAGUAUAACAUAGCAUGCAUACAACAACAUUCCACACAGCUUAAGGAUAUUGAACAAGCUCGGCAAUAUUUUGAAUCCCUGAUUCCAUUCUAUGAGACAAAGAUUAAAGAACAUCAUGAUGAAGAUACAUAUUGUCCACCCGACUAUGAAAAACAAUUGACUGAAUGUUAUGAUGGGAUGCAAUGUGUUUUGAGCAAGCUGGGUAACAAAAACGAAUGUUUACAGUUUGCAGAAGCAUAUCGUAGGAGAUACAUUACAAAGAUGCCAGGAUAUAUAGGAUCACAGAUUGCUCCACAUUUAGAUUCCGUAGAACAUAUUACCCGGAUUGUUAACCAACAGAAUGCCAAUGUUUUAUAUUAUUCCUUACUACCCAGUAGACUGUUGAUAUGGGUUUUACUUCCUGGUCAAGGUGUUGUCAGAUUCUAUUCUGGGAGAGCGGAAGAGGAUGAGGGCAUGAUAGAACAGGUACAAACUUUAUUGAAAGAGAUCAGAGGCAAUGCUGACUGGAAAAAUUUGCAAACAACUUGUGAAAAUCGAGCAAUUCCAUUGAGUGAAGAAAGACUUAAUUUAAAGAGACACAGAAAUUUGAUGCUAGCUGAAAGAAAGUCUGAAGACCACAAAGAUAACCAAAACAAUAAUAAUGAGAGUACUUCUAAUAAAUCUCCAUGUCAUAAACUCUUUAACUUGCUUAUAGCACCUGUUGAGGAUAUUUUGAUGAAGUUAGACAAAGGAAAUAACUUAGUAAUUAUACCAGACAAAGAUUUAUUUCAUUGCCCAUUUACCAUCUUGCAGGAUUGGAGUUCAAAUUAUUUGUCAACUAGACAUCAUAUCACCAUAUUGCCUAGCAUAUUAAUGUUGGAAAAAUGUGUAAAUAACGAACUUAACUAUUUAAAGAGUCAAGAUGAACUAGACUUCUUAAGAUCUCAGGUUAGAAAAGGAGGCUUGAAUAAAUAUCUGACCAAAACCAUAUUGUCCAACGCUACCACUCCAGCAGAUGAUGUUGAGUCAUCUUUAUCCUUUAUGUUAGAUCUACGUAAGGUGUCAAACCCACGGUUAGUCACAACACAACUUUCUCUUAAGUCUGAACUUGAAGAAAAAUUGGACCAGUCAAAAGAAAACACCCAAUUAUCAUUGGAGGGUAACAGAAUGUCUCCCCGAUCUCCAAGUCAGAACUUACCACUAAUUCCUGAAAAAUCAGCUUUGAAGGCUGCCGAUUUCUUAUCCCGUGUAGGAAGUCCAACAUCACUCGAAGCUUUACUGAGUCUACAUAGCUACUCUACACUUACCAGUUGCACCUCUACAGGAACAGACAUAACAUCGUCUUCUAGUGCUGUAACGGAGUUUCAGCAAAUCAGUGACAGGGAAAGAUGUCUGGUAAUUGGAAAUCCCCAACUACCAGAAAGUGCAAUAUUGCAUGGUAGUCCAUGGAAGCCAUCUUGUAUCAGUCUACCGGCAGCCAAGAGAGAAUUGUCAGCUGUAGGUUCCUGGUUAGAUGUUUCUCCUAUAACAGGUUCACAAGCUACCAAGGAGGCUUUUCUCAAAGAAAUACAGAAUUCAACAGUCAUACAUAUAGCAACAUUUGGUUGUUGGAGAGAAGGAUAUCUUGCAUUUACACCUAAUCCGAUAAGACAAGAAUCAGGUCCUCCCCAGCAAUACUCAUAUAUUGUCACAACCAGUGAUAUUUUAGCCUGUAAACUUAAUGCUCAGCUUGUUGUGUUAAAUGUUGGAUACAACUCUAACAGGUCAGAAGAAACGAUUGAACAGGGAUACAGUUUGCCGUCUGCUUUCCUAGCUGCAGGAGCCCAAUGUGUACUUGCAUGUUCCUGGUUGACACCAAAUAUUGCUAGAGAGAAGUUUUUCUAUAGAUUUUACACUGAAUUACAAGAAGGCUGUCUGGUAACAGAGGCUAUGUACACAGGCAUGCGAUUCCUCCAAAGUGAUGAAAGAUAUUCAGAUAUUCAAACAUGGUGUCCAUUUCUGCUGAUAGGUAAAAAUGUUGCUAUUAACCUUAAACAGAUACGACAUGCAAUGUUAGACCAGAAACUUGAUCAAACAGAGAAAAUGGUGGAGGAAAAAAGCGGAAAAGAAUUCUUGAAUCCGAAAACCUUUAUACCAUCAGUGCCUUCCAGAGAAGAAAACUUAGCAUCUGUACAGAGAAUUCUGGGAGAAAUAUUACAAGACCACAAAUAUCAUCCAAUGGUUGUUUCUGACUUAAUAGAUUUGUUGGAUAGUGCACUGAAGAGACUACACACCCAGGAUAACAAUCGACAGAUUAGUUUAGUGACGGACAACCUCCUACACAGUAAACCUGGUCUUGACUUACUUAAAUUGCUGGGAUUCCAUUUCCAAGCCAAAGCUGAAGAUAUUAUGCAACCAUAUGUGGUUUACCCACAUUGGAAUAAAGAUGACCUGCUGAUCCCAGUUUAUGACGCUCUUAGAUCUAUCAUGGAUAUAUCAGAAGACAAAGACUGUACACAAGCUUUACAUGACAUACUACCUGCACCACAGGAACAAAUAUCACUCUUUGUUGACCUGCUUGCCAUUACAAAGCAUGCACCAGAGAUACAACUAAAAGUGUCUGACUUGUCUGUACGCCCAUUAUGGCAAAAUGUUAAGGCCAGGAAAGUGCUGAUGAACUCUGGUUUUCAUCAGAUUGGUAUGAUUCUUAACUUCAACAGGACUCCAUUAUACAGACGACUUAUGACAUCAGUUCUACAGUUUUUCCUGGCUGUAAGCGCACACAAGAGUCAAGUGCUAUUGUAUAGAUUAGAUGUCAACCUAUUAGGAAAGCCAAGUAUUUCUAAGAGUUCUCAGUUUAUAGAAGCUGGAAAAUUGCCAUCACUAACGCCACUGAUUCUACCCAGAAAUCAGUUGAGGAUGAGCACACCUUGGCUGAGUCGAGCAGAAAGAACCGAGGAAAUGGAUGAGAAAAUCAAGUUGGCAAGAAGUAAAUCUGACCUGAAGGAAAAGUACCAUAACUUUGUAGACCGGGCUAAGACCUGGCACCAGAUCACUGUGUCAGCUCAGACAGAGAAAACAGAGGCGAAUGAAGAACUAGCCAAGUAUGGGAGACCAAAGUCAACUCCUAACAAGGUUAAAGUUCGAGCUGGAGCCUCGGCAUCACUUGAAAGAGUUCCUUUGAAGAAGGAGAGACUAAUGGUUAUUCCGGAGGUGGAUCAGAGACGUGAUUAUGCACACUUUGUGUUAAAACAAAGACUAAGUAACAUUGAUGUCAGACACAAAAAUGAUGUCAUGAAACUAUAUUUACCUUAUAUACAAAGUACAUAAGGAAAACAUGGCCGUUAUUGUGAAUAUGAGGGUCUCCAUGGAAUUUAUAGAAUGAAUGAGAACAAUAUUUUCAAGGUGCUUAAAUUUGAUGAAUAGAAAGAUAAAGAACUGAAAAAAAUGCCAUAAAAAUGCACUAAUAUAGAAAUGAGAACAUCCCAUCAAGAGCCUUAUUGAUGACAUUUAUAGAAAAGAUAGGAUAUUGGCUAUUUUUCAAGGCAACAUUUUUUUUAAAAUGUUUAAUCUUAGCAGGUAAAAUUAGAAGCAAAAUAAUGGUCAUUAUGGAAGAUAAAAUAAUUUUAUUAAUAAAUGACACUAGCUGUCUUUUCUAAUGUUACAUUUUAAAAUAAAUUACACUUUGUUUGUAAACAUUACUUUUUAAAUAAAAGUGUUUUCGUUAAGUGCUGUUUUGGUUUUUUGUUUGUUGAUAAUAUAUGUACGUUUUUUGUUUGAUUCAUUUAAUUUAGUCAUUCCAUGUAUUCAAUAAUAAGGGGCUUUUUAGUGAAAUACAAUAAAUGUUCAUGUCAAAUACAAAAUAUGACUGAAAUUAACCUUAUUUGUUAAUUGCUUAGAAAAUUCCCUUAUCGCACAAGUUCUAUAACAUUCAUUCUCAACGAUCUUUUGAAAAAAAUGUUAUUUAAUAAAACUGUGAUAUUGUCUUUGACACACUGUUGUUUAUUUUUUUACUUGUUUUGUUUUUGGAAAUAAGUAGUUCAUUUGUCUGGUCUUAGAAGUUUGUUUUUUUUUGUUUUUUUUUUAUAUAUUUCUCAUAUCCAUGGAAACUUCUUUUACCACAUUUUAUGAAUUUUAAAGUGUUAAUGUGUAUUGUAUGUUUUAUUUUUUAUUUGUUUAGAAGAUUAUGGUAGUAUUCUCAAUCUACAAAAAUUGUUACCCAUGAAAAUUAACAAAUUCCCAGUAAGUUGUUUUUUCUCAGUAAUAUACAAUAAAAGAUAAAACAUGCUUUUUUGAUUGCAAAGAAAUGAAUAAAAAAUUGAAAAUAAUAAAACAAACAUAAUUAUGUGUACCAGUAUAUCUGUGAUACACUUAACCAAACUUGGCGACAAUAACGGUAAGACAUCUUGAUAUCCUAUUAAACAUCUCAUACUUAGGGUAACAUGUAUUUUCUUUUACAGCAAAAUUUUGAUAAAACACCAAUCAAAUGUUGUAUAACUGAAAUAUACUACUUACACAAAACAAUAUUUUAAAUUGAAUUUAAAAAUUACUGGUUAUAAUUAUUUUAUACCCAGCAUACAAUAGUUGUGGCUGCAAUAAACUUUCCAGUCUAUGUGUUCAUCCCAUAUCUGGUCAAAGUCUUUUAAGGUAGUCUCCCAUAAGGUUGUGCUGUUGAAAAUUACUGUAGAGUUUUUUAAUGUGUGGGUACCAAUUUUUCGUGGAUUGCAAAACUUGCAUUCUUGUGGACAUGUAAUUUCAUGGUUUUGCCAAAGUUUGCAUCCAACCUGAUAGAAAAUUUGUAAUUUGUUGAACAUUUAAAUUUGUGGUUCACCGGUACCCACAGAAACCACAAAAAUUGUUAUCCAACCAAUAAUAAAGAAUCCACAGUCACUUGAAACAUAGCACACAUGUUCAAAAUGAUUUGAACUGUUUAAAUAUUUGCUUUUUUUGGAAGGGGCUUUUUACCAAGAACAAGAAGUCACCUGAACAUUGAAUUUUGACGGAGAAGCCUUAUCAUGUGGUUCCAUGGAUACAUGUGUGUUCUUUAUUAAGUUGUCUGCAUCAUUCACUUGUUUUUUGUUCUAAUUAUAUUAACUAACUAUAAGUAUUAUUUUUUGUUUAGUUUUGUUAAGUAAAGUUUUAUUUCUACUACUGUUAUCUUUAUAAAAUGAUUUAUUUUUUACAUGACACAUUGCUACAUAAAGUAUACAUAACUUUU
This is a messenger RNA of Mytilus trossulus (common blue mussel), 6867 nucleotides long. Its product is annotated as tetratricopeptide repeat protein 28-like. Gene Ontology annotation, molecular function: protein binding. The record is from RefSeq and is a predicted model, not a curated record. Lineage: Eukaryota; Metazoa; Mollusca; Bivalvia; Mytilida; Mytilidae. The transcript has 20 exons. The coding region runs from base 180 to 4979 and encodes 1599 amino acids.